Molecule: messenger RNA, 951 nt
Organism: Penicillium expansum
Lineage: Eukaryota; Fungi; Ascomycota; Eurotiomycetes; Eurotiales; Aspergillaceae
Exons: 1
Coding region: 1-951 (316 amino acids)
Source: RefSeq, a predicted model, not a curated record
AUGGCUAAUCUUCUAGGCUCUCUAUUGUUAUUGCUUACAUGCACACAAACGCUAUGUCUCGCCUACACCCCCAAUCUCCGUGAGAUCUACAGAUUCCCAAACGGGACCUGGAUCGAGAACAUCGCAGUCCGGCCCAACGGCAACCUCCUCGUCGCAGACCUGAGCACAGCAGAGCUCUGGGAAAUUGACCCUUCAAUUCCAUCAGGCCCCAGCUCAGCCCAUCUAGUUCACCACUUCGAGGGCGCCGAAGACGCAGAUGGGAUUACGGAGCUUUCACCAGAUAUCUAUGCAGUCAUUGCAUCCAACUCAGUCUAUACAGUCGAUCUCAGAACCCACGAAAAUGCGCCCAAGUCAGUUUUGAUUGCGAAACUCCCCGCUGGUUAUUUGAACGGCAUUGCUGCUCUAGAUGAUGGGAACGCAGUCGCCAUAACCGACUCCCAACUCGGCCUUAUAUGGCGUCUCGAUAUCCGCACCGGAAAUUACAGCGUCAUCCACCAAGACGAGACAAUGGCCGCAAAUAAUGACAUGGGUUUAUUGCUCGGUGUCAACGGGUUGAAGAUAGUAAAAGAUUAUAUGUACUACACCAACAGCCCGAAGCGGAUUUUCUGUCGUGUUCGAAUCGAUAUACACACUGGGCAUGCUUUGGGGCCUUAUGAGAUUAUCAGCCACGAUACACGGGGCGAUGACUUUGCUAUUGGUCCGCGUGGGGUUGCGUAUCUGGCGGGUCUUAUUGAUAAUGUGGUUACUAAGGUCUUUCCUAAUGGGUCUCAUGAAAUUAUUGCGGGUUCGAAGAACUCGACGGAGUUGAUGACUGCUACCUCGGCGGCUUUUGGGAGGAGACGGGGGGAUCGCAAUGUUCUUUACAUUACUACUGGAGGGGAGACCAGGCUUCCGGUUAACAACACGAGUACCAGAGGGGGGAAGAUUAUGGCGCUUUCUGUGGAGUUCUAG